Wallemia mellicola CBS 633.66 is the source of this 371-nucleotide messenger RNA. RefSeq lists its product as hypothetical. Gene Ontology annotation, biological process: mitochondrial respiratory chain complex I assembly. Lineage: Eukaryota; Fungi; Basidiomycota; Wallemiomycetes; Wallemiales; Wallemiaceae. The transcript has 3 exons. Bases 77 to 298 code for a protein of 73 amino acids. Gene Ontology annotation, cellular component: mitochondrion. The record is from RefSeq and is a predicted model, not a curated record.
AGAAAACUUUCGUGUUCGAAAUAAAUCAAUUUUAAUUUCAUUAAUCCCUUGAGGACGCUAAACUUGCUAUACCUUUAUGUUACAAAGCAAGACUUUACAGAAAGCGACUCAACCUAGGUCUACUAACUCUAGCCCAAUAGCUGCUAUGAGUAAGGCGACAGCUGCAUGCGCACCAGUAGCGAAAGCUUACGGUACGUGUGUAGCGUCAUCCUAUGAGGACAUUACAAGGGGUGCCUGUCAAUCAGAGUUCGAGGCUUUCAAGAAUUGCGUCACUAAAACUAUGGGAAGAAAAUGGUAAAUCUUAAUAAUAUUCAAUGCAUUUUUGUAUUUUUACUUAAUUUGUAUAUACACACAUAUAUAUGUCAAUAAAA